AUGACUGUCUUCCAGAGUGUUAGCCUGCAACCACCACCCCAGCAAAACAAACCAAACCAUCCACAUCCACCUCACCCUCCCACCCACCCCCCAAACUCCCAAACUCCCCAUUCCAAUCCAAGUCCAAGUCCAACAAAGAGAAGAAAAGACAAUAAAAAUGCACAAAGCCAAAGCCAAAAACAACAAGGAGCAAAGAAAGAGUAA
This is a messenger RNA of Botrytis sinoallii, 204 nucleotides long. RefSeq lists its product as uncharacterized. The transcript has 2 exons. Lineage: Eukaryota; Fungi; Ascomycota; Leotiomycetes; Helotiales; Sclerotiniaceae. Bases 1 to 204 code for a protein of 67 amino acids. The record is from RefSeq and is a predicted model, not a curated record.